UUAGGGUAACUGAGUCUGAGUCUUCACUGUGUACCCCUGUCAUGCCGGAUCCUUACGACUUCUCCCUGUACGACGACGCCGAGGUUGUAGCGGCACAAAUAUCAGAAGGCGAAGAGGAUUCUGCAGCCAGCGAAGAAGAAGACGAGGAUGAUGAGGAGUACGAGGACGAGGCCGAAGAGUACAUUCCGCUCGUACAGUCUCGUAGGGCGUUACAGGGCGUUCCUUCUACGUCCGAUCAACAUGAUACCAUAAUUCAGGAGGUUCCGGAUGAUCUUGUUGAAGAAGAAGGAAACAAACGGCGGAGGACUGAGGGAGGAGAAACGUGUUUGUCUCUGGGAAUUGUGAACGCCGAAAGUAGUCAAGGGAAUGAAUGGAAUUAUGCUGACACCGAUGGCUUGUAUUGCCCCAUUUGCCUGGAUGCUUGGACCAAUGACGGUGAACACCAUAUCUGCUCUCUUCCGUGCGGGCACAUAUAUGGUAUGUCUUGCAUCAAAAGGUGGCUUCAACAGAGAAAAAAUUCCGGGAAGUGUCCUCAAUGCAACAGGAAAUGUGCGUUAAGGGAUGUAAGGAAACUCUAUGCUUCACGUGUACUUGCUGCUGAUGAAGCGUUACAGAAGAAAAUUCGGUCGCUUGAGGCCAGAUGUGCUAUUCUCGAAUGCAAGGGCUCUGACUGGUGCAAGAAAGAAGCAUCAUGGCAGAAAAAAGAAGCUCAAUUGCAUCUUGAAGUUGAGAAACUUACGGAGAGAAAUACAUAUUUGGAGCAGCUAAUACAAGACAUGGAAAGGAGGCAAACUGGUGGUACCAUGGGGGCAAUUGGGAAUUGUCGAUGGAGAUCUGAAUCAAAAUAUGGCUUUGGGGCAAAGAUGUAUGGGAAAGGACGUUGUUGCAGUUUUGAAUUGCAGAAGGAGUUUCAGCUGGGCAGCGCUCUUGUGUUUGACAUAAAUGCUUCUAAUCAAAUAUUAUUAAUAGCACAAAGGCCAAAAGGGAUAGGUGGGCCUUACUUGCUAACUAAAAUGAGUUUGAUACCUCCAUAUGAGAUGGAAGAUAUCUUCCUGCCUCCUGCUUCGUGUGCGAUUAAGGAUCUCCAUAUUUCCCCUUUGAAUAGUGACCUGGCCCUUUAUGCUUCUUUGGGAAGGAAAUUAUCAGUACUCAGCAUGCAGAGCAACAAUGUGGCUGUCAAUUAUGAUCUACAGGUUCCUGCUUGGUCAUGUUCAUGGGAUCUCAGCAGUUCCCAUUAUGCAUACGCUGGACUACAGAAUGGUUCUGUCUUGGUAUUUGAUUUGCGCCAAACUUCUGGGCCCUUAAAAUCCCUAAAUGGGUUAACUAGCAAUCCCGUUCAUACUGUACAGUCUCUUGUACAAGAUCCCAGUCUUUCUUCCGGUUUUGGAGCAAUUCUAUCUGCUUCUGCCAUUGGGCUGUGUCAGUGGAACAUAGGUGCUGAAGAGGGGCCAUCUAUGAUUCCUGAAACUGGUAAUCAAGGGGUUUGUAUAUCUCUUGCCUAUUGCCCAAGCAGUGAUGAUAUUGUCAUAUCAUACCGUCCCAAAUUUGACAUGUCCAUUGAUGGGUCUCUCUCCCAGCCAUCUCUCACUCCUUCCCAAGUUAUAGGACAAGGAGUCCAGGGUUCUCAUGUUUUGUUGAAGAGGCUUGACGGAAGCCAUUUGCAACAGCUGGGUUCCUCAUGUGCCAAUGUAAGUAACAUUCGACUUCCAAAAUGUGUAAUAAUGGACGUAGAGAGUGAGAGCCGAUUGUUAGCAUCUGAAGAUGAAGUUGCAUGUGAAUUGGUCUUGCAAGAGUUGCCAUCUUUUGGGUUUGUUCAGCGAUUGAAAUUACCAGAGCAUGCGCGGGAUCUGAAGUAUUCACCUACUCUGAAUCAUGGAUUACUGGGUUGUUUAACUGGAAAGUCGUUGCAACUUUUCUGUACAAAACUCUCGUGAGAAAGGUUCCUUGUCAUCAAAGAAACGAAAGAAACGCUUCGAAAUUUAAUUCUUGCUACAUAUUUCCGCCGAUUCUUUGGUUCGUCAAGCCAUAUUUAUCCACUUUUGCCGGCAUUCCUCUUCCCCAUCACGUGUAAUAGCUUGUUCAUUCCUUUCGAUCUUGUGACACCCCCCACCGGGGCUAAAAAAAAACAAAACCCAAAAAAUGUCCCAUAGUAGGUCUUGGUGAGCCUGAGGAUGAAAUGUAAUUAAGUCGCCAGGUUGUGUAUAUACAUCUCUAUAAAUGGUUCACCGACUUUAUUCUUUUGUAAUAAAAAUUUCACCACUUUCCUAA
This is a messenger RNA of Neltuma alba, 2268 nucleotides long. RefSeq names its product E3 ubiquitin-protein ligase RFWD3. Bases 42 to 1934 code for a protein of 630 amino acids. Gene Ontology annotation, cellular component: nucleus. The transcript is spliced from 14 exons. The record is from RefSeq and is a predicted model, not a curated record. Gene Ontology annotation, biological process: protein ubiquitination; interstrand cross-link repair. NCBI's taxonomy places the organism in Eukaryota, Viridiplantae, Streptophyta, Magnoliopsida, Fabales, Fabaceae. Gene Ontology annotation, molecular function: protein binding; ubiquitin-protein transferase activity.